Molecule: messenger RNA, 2625 nt
Organism: Vigna radiata var. radiata (mung bean)
Lineage: Eukaryota; Viridiplantae; Streptophyta; Magnoliopsida; Fabales; Fabaceae
Product: pentatricopeptide repeat-containing protein At5g04780, mitochondrial
Exons: 2
Coding region: 495-2420 (641 amino acids)
Biological process (GO): RNA modification
Molecular function (GO): zinc ion binding; RNA binding; protein binding
Source: RefSeq, a predicted model, not a curated record
GUAGGAGAAAAGCAGGUUAGGGUGUAUUGGGCGUGGUUCUGCGGCUGUGGCGUCCAUGUUUGCUACGGUGUACCUGUCAUCCCUUUCAAUUUGUUAUCUCUCUCAGACACAGUCAAAGUUGGAAGACCCUUAAGCUCAAAAAGCAAUUUUCAGUAAACUAGGUUCAACCUCAAUUGUGUUUUGAAACUCUGUUUCAAAUGGAAGAAAAGGGUGUUCUUUUUGCCUACCCAGUUUGAAAAAUGAGCAUCUUCAACCGUAAGUUUACAAUUUAAAUCCAAACGGCCAUUUUUGUGAGAUGAAGUUUGGACAUGCUACCUCUUUUUUCACCCAAUCUUCAUAUUCUUCAACUAAAAUGCAUCAUCUCCUGUUCUUUCCAAAUAAUGAGACAUGCUCACUGUAAUCACGAGGAACCAUCAAAUAAACUGGUUUGGCUUCUAAGGCAGGUUAGAAGAUAAUGAAAGCGCGUUACUUUUCUUUGAUCUCUGCGCAAUGAUAUGAAACCGUUGAGAAGAUGUGAGAAAUUCUGUGAUUGUUAUGGAAUCCAGUUUAGAAAAUUAUCAGUUAUUUAUGAGGGCAUGUGUGAGAGAUUUGGUGAUUGUUAUGGAAUCCAGUUUAGGAAAUUAUCAGUUAUUUCUGAGGGCAAACCGGAGCCCUCAAUGGUUGAAAAUGUUGUUCAUGUGGAGCGUGUGUCAAAUUUGCACUAUCUUUUGCAGUUAUGUGCAAAAACAAGAUCAUCCAUGGGAGGAAGAGCAUGCCAUGCUCAGGUUAUUCGUGUUGGCUGGGAAAUGGAUGUAGUAACUUCAAAUAUGCUGAUUAACAUGUACUCUAAAUGUUCUUUAGUUGAUAGUGCACGCAAAAAAUUCAAUGAAAUGCCAGUGAAAAGCUUAGUUUCAUGGAAUACCAUGAUUGGAGCACUUACCCAGAAUGCCGAGGAUCAGGAGGAAGCUCUAACUCUUUUAAUUCAAAUGCAAAGAGAAGGAACCCCAUUCAAUGAAUUUACCAUUUCCAGUGUUCUAUGUAAGUGUGCUUUCAAAUGUGCUAUACUUGAGUGCAUGCAGUUGCACGCUUUUUCAAUUAAGGCUGCUAUAGAUUCAAAUUGUUUUGUUGGAACUGGUUUACUCCAUGUUUAUGCUAAGUGCUCUUCAAUAAAAUAUGCAAGUCAGAUAUUUGAUAGUAUGCCUGAAAGGAAUGCUGUUACAUGGAGUUCAAUGAUGGCUGGAUAUGUGCAAAAUGGGUUUCAUGAGGAGACUUUGUUACUUUUUCACAAUGCUCGGUUAAUGGGUUUAGAGCAGGACCCUUUUAUGAUAUCAUCAGCUGUUAGUGCUUGUGCAGGCCUGGCAACUUUGGUUGAAGGGAAGCAACUGCAUGCCAUUUCACAUAAGUCUGGAUCUGGGUCAAACAUAUACGUUUCUUCCUCCCUUAUAGACAUGUAUGCCAAAUGUGGCUGCAUAAAGGAAGCAUAUCUUGUGUUUCAAGGUGUGAUGGAGGUUUGGAGCAUUGUUUUAUGGAAUGCAAUGAUAUCUGGGUUCGCCAGACAUGCUCGUGCACCCGAGGCUAUGAUCUUAUUCGAAAAAAUGCAGCAAAAGGGCUUCUUUCCUGAUGAUGUAACAUAUGUAUCAGUACUGAAUGCAUGCAGUCAUAUGGGUUUACAUGAAGAAGGACAGAAGUAUUUUGAUCUCAUGGUCGGACACCACAAACUUUCACCGAGUGUUCUUCACUACUCAUGUAUGGUUGAUAUUCUUGGUCGAGCGGGACUUGUUCACAAGGCUUAUGAAUUGAUAGAAAGAAUGCCAUUUUAUGCAACUUCUUCUAUGUGGGGUUCACUUUUAGCCUCUUGUAGAGUUUAUGGCAAUAUUGAACUUGCUGAGAUUGCAGCCAAGCAUCUGUUUGAAAUGGAGCCUAAUAAUGCAGGAAACCACAUCUUGCUAGCAAAUAUAUACGCAGCUAAUAAAAAGUGGGACGAAGUUGCAAGAGCAAGGAAGCUUCUUCGAGAGAAUGAUCUGAAGAAGGAGAGGGGUACAAGUUGGAUUGAAAUUAAGAAUAAAAUUCAUUCAUUUACUGUUGGUGAGAGAAACCAUCCACUAAUCGAUGAGAUUUAUGCCAAGUUGGAUGAUUUGGUGGUAGAGUUGAAGAAGCUAAAUUACGAGGUGGAUACCGAUAAUGACCUCCACGAUGUGGAAGAGAGCAGGAAACAGAUGCUUUUGAGGCACCACAGUGAGAAGCUUGCUGUUACCUUUGGAUUGAUGUGUUUGCCUAGUGGUAUACCAAUUAGGAUUAUAAAAAACCUCAGAAUUUGUGGUGAUUGCCACAUUUUUAUGAAACUUAUUUCCAAGUUUACUAGCAGGGAGAUUAUUGUUCGAGAUACAAACCGUUUUCACCACUUUAGGGAUGGAUUCUGUUCUUGUCGAGAGUUUUGGUGAAGUUCUAUAUAUAUAUAUACACAUGUGUAUGUAUGUAUGUAUAGCGCAUUGAUUGACAUAGGGGCCAGGUGUGGUGAUCAAAUGACUUUGGCAAUCUCCUAUCCAUGUUUAAUAUUACAUAGGAACAUUUUUUUUUCUGAUACAAACGAUUGAUUUUAGUUUGUCGUAAAGUAUGAAGCAGAUGUCUUUAAAUCUGCGUUUGGCG